Molecule: messenger RNA, 2417 nt
Organism: Debaryomyces fabryi
Lineage: Eukaryota; Fungi; Ascomycota; Pichiomycetes; Serinales; Debaryomycetaceae
Exons: 1
Biological process (GO): cell morphogenesis
Cellular component (GO): cell cortex; site of polarized growth
Source: RefSeq, a predicted model, not a curated record
AUGAUGAACAGAGACGUCUUGAAUGAUUUAUACCAGAUUAACUAUAAAUCCGAGGAUUUAUCAAAUUCCAACGUAAAAGCUAAGCGAAGCGAUGAACUAGAAUGGAAGACAAUAAUUACAGUUAUAGAAGAAAUUGAAGGUAACGGACUUUUUUUUCUUUCUUCGCAAGACCCGCAAACAAGGCACUAUGGAAUUUCUAUAUUGAAAUUGGUAGAACAAUUUGAUCAGGCUAUUUAUAAUAUGUCUGAUACUGUUCAAAAUCAAGGCAAACUUCCUGGUGUUCCAACUACCUCUAAUUCUGGAACGAGCAAAGGGCAUUCUAGAAGUUCAUCUAAGUUUGCAGCAGAUAUCGGUACACGUUUGAUUCAUGUUUUAGAGGACACUGAUUUCUUGGGACUCAUUAAGCCGUUCAAGAAUGAACUUAGCGUGCCAGAACGAAGUCGCUUAUCAAAGUUAAAAAAUAAAAAGAACAUAUUAGUUAAAUUGGCGGAAUCAGAUUAUGGGAUAGACUCCACUUUAUGGUUCAGACUUUAUCCUAAAUUGUUGGAUAUCUUUUUUGAAAGAUGUCCUAUGCCUGUUGCCAUGUGUCGCUCAAUAGUCUGUGUUCGAAUGGUUCAGAUGUAUGAAUUUGUAUUCGAGUUUUCAGAAAGUUACAAAAAUUACACAAGCUCAUUAUUUGGGAAAACAAGUACUAACAUCCCUCCUGAAGUAUUGGUAAACCAAUGGAGGCUUUACUUAAUAUUUGCUUGUUGUUCUUUGACCUCUACAAAUGAACAGAAAAUAUCGUUCCCCUCUCAGCCAACACACGGAAGAAAGAAAUCAAUGCAAAUGUUUAUUCAACACCAAAAGAUUACUAGUGCUAAAUCAGUGUUCAGAAUGGUGCUACCAUUUUUAAGAUCGCAACAGCCAAUGGUAAGAGAUGCUGUAAUUUCGGGUUUGACUUGUAUUAAUAUAAAUAUUUUCAAGACGCUAUUGGAAAAUCUUCCAGAAAGUGUGAAUGAAUGGGAAGUAAAUAGCAAAGCGAGAGAUGCAGCAGAAGAUCGCUUACGGAUUGAGGUUAUACACAUUCUAUGUAAUAUUACUAAUCGGUUCAAGUCGGAUGCAUUUAUAUAUUCAGAUGAGUGGAUGAUUGCUAAUCUAGUUUCUAUUAUAAAGAAUGUUAAAUCAUUUUUGUCCGUUCCCUUGGUGCAAACAGACGUCGAAUUUCAAAGGUUACGUCGUUAUUUUUGUGGAUUUUUAGAAAAUGUCUUCAUUGGACUACAAAAUAACUCAGAUUUGAAUAAAUGGUUGCCAUUUGAAGCCAGAAUAGGCUGCUUUAAUUUUUUGAAGGAGUGGUGCGGCGUUGGAGAUUCGGCAGAUGUCACUGAAGAUAGAUAUAGCACGAUGAUUAAAAGGGUGAAACAAUUAAAGGAAACAACUUCUACUGUGGCUAUUCUAGAGGUUGAAAAGAAAGCAUUGCAAUUUGCAUCACUAAGUACCAUGGCAAUUUUGUGCUCCGGUCCCAUAAAGCAGAAAAUAGAAGUGGUCGGCAAGAUUGCUGUUAUGUCAUUUGACAUCCCGGAAUUAAUGGAUUGGGUUCAUGUAUUGAUGUGCUCUGACGAUGAGAGAGUAAAUGAAAUGGGAAAUUUGGCGCUUAGAAAUAUUCUACAUUUGAACUUGAACAAUGAUGAAAUAUAUCAAGUAGUUUUAAAGCAGUGUUAUUCAAAACAAUCUUCCUCUAAGGUGACAAAGAGCUUUUUCACAAUUUUUGUUGAUAUAGUUAUGAAGCUUAAACAAUUUGAAGGAAUACCGUUCGAUAUAAUAUGUUUAUCAACGGUAAUGAUCGGACACGAAGAAUAUGAGGUGAGAAUUUCGGCAAUUAAAUUACUUGUAUUCUUGGAAGAAAAGUUUUACAAUUCUUCUGCUGUUAAUUCAUUUUCGGAAUGUGUUUGCAGCAGAUCGAAGCUUGUGUUUCAAAAGGCUUUAUUUGACAUUUCAACUCAUCUUGCAUCUUUACAUCCUGAAAGUGCUUAUGUUAGAAUAAGUCAUUUAACAAUGUUUUUCGAUCAUGUUGAUGAAUGGUCUAAGAGAAACACAUUAACCUGCUUGCGUCCAUGGGUUCUGACUAUAGAAUUGAAAUAUACAGAAGAUACUCAGGAUAUAGCUGAUCAAAAUUCUAAAUCAAAAAGUUCAACUAACAAGCUAGAUAUCCCAUCUAUUAUGGUUCUUAAUAAUUUAAUUGAAAUUACUGUAAAAUUUAGUUCAACAGUCCUGAAUGAGGUCGAAGCCUUAUGGGUAGCAUUGGGAAGUAAUCUAAAUAACUUUGAUAAAAUUUUUGAAUUCAUUAUGAAUAAUUGCUUGGAAAGAAAAAACCCAAUGAUGGUUAAAUAUUCAUGUCAAAUAGUCGAUUAUUUAACGUUUUGUCAACCCAACCCAUU